UUGGUUGAAACACAUAACCUCAGUUUCCGGCCAGCUCAUCCUGUGAAUAGCCAGAACUGCACUAAGGUGAACGAGUCGCAGCAUUGUGGAUAUUUUUCAGGGAAGUCAUACCAGUCAGGGAGCUUGUGGCCUGGUAUCGAUCAGCCGGGCAGGAUGGUGCUGCUGACAAUGAUUGCUAGAUUGGCGGAUGGAUUACCACUUGCUGCCUCUAUGCAGGAGGAUGAACAGGUAAAGUGUGUGUAUGUAGGUUACAACCAACAAAGGUAUGAAAAUCAGGGAAGGCCUUUUAGGGAACCAAACAGCCUUACUACAACAAGAACUGGCCUGGAAAGUGGACGCACUCUCUUUCACUAUUUGAUAGAAAAGGGAGUUUGCUACCUGACACUGUGUGAAGCUACAUUCCCCAAGAAGCUGGCAUUUGCUUAUCUGGAGGAUCUGCAAUCAGAAUUUGAUGAGCAGCAUGGGAAAAAAGUGCCAACAGUAUCCCGGCCAUAUUCCUUUAUUGAAUUUGACACAUACAUUCAGAAAACAAAGAAAUCCUACAUUGACAGCAGGGCACGGAGGAACUUGAGUUCUAUCAAUACAGAACUGCAAGAUGUGCAGAGGAUUAUGGUAGCUAACAUUGAGGAAGUUCUGCAGAGGGGAGAGGCAUUGUCAGCACUGGACUCCAAAGCAAGCAACCUUUCCAGUCUGUCCAAGAAAUACAGGCAAGAUGCCAAGUACCUAAACAUGAGAUCAACAUACGCUAAGGUGGCAGCAGUAGCAGUAUUCAUCAUCAUGCUGAUUGUUUAUGUCCGAUUUUGGUGGCUUUGAGUCGCGGGUUGAUACAUGGGACAAAAAUGGAAGCGCAGAGAAUGUCAUAUUGACUCUUUUCUGUUUGUCUAGCACAGUAAAUUAUCAUAAGUGUUGCAGAUCACAGAAGUGUCCCAACUUGAUUAUAUAGAGGAAACUUCCUUUCAGUUGUCUCUCUUCUAACAUUUCAGAUGUGGUAUUGCGUAAUAACUUCAAAUACAAUGUUAUUGUGGGUAUGGGAAGCAGAUGCCUUAAUGUAAUAUUGAAUGUGGAAAGGGGAAGUAUUUGAGUAUUUCAGAAAAAUAACUUCCAUUGGUGUUCUACCAUACAAAGAAAUGGUACGUCUUUCAUGUAUCAGUGAAUUAGUGUUUUGUAUAAGUUUUGGAAUAUCCUAAUGGUUUUUGGAAAUGUAAAGUACCUGAAUUUUCUUCAAAGGCUGUCUUAAUUUCCUAAAUGCUGUCUGUAUAUGCCAUCACAUAAAUAUACAUAUGACACAUGCUGGAUAGGCAUGUCAUUCACACAGUGUCUAAGUGAGAGUGGAGUAAUUUCAGGGUAUCUCAUGAGUGACAGUGCAGCAGCAGAACUACAGAUAGUGAUAGCUUGGGGUCACAUUGUGAAUUCCGGUAUGUUGUGCAUUAUAUGCUUGCCCAUCGUAUAAUAUGUUUGUUGAUUUUUUUAAGUUUAUAACAUUAGAGUGAAGUGAACUUUUUCUUUCAUCUUGGUAUGCGGCCCACAUGAAGUUAAACUGUAAGGGAGAUUUUUUUUUUUUUCAUUCAUGUUCCUGGUCUGUAUAUACUUUUGUAUAUGAUUUCCUCAGUAUCAGCUGCCAUUUCCAUUGGCAUAGAGGAAUAUAAAGCCCCUGACAAUGGCCAAGGCAGCCUGAAUUUGAUUACAGGCUUGGGCAACUGCUGAAGCUACCAUGGGGAGGAGAGGGGUGGAACAGCUUUGCCAGCCCACCUCUUUUUUAGAUGGACUGUAUGGGAAGGUAUGUCCAGAGCACACACUCCCAUGCUUGCGUCACAAGUGGAGAAUAGAGUCCUAAAGGGAGGGCUAGUUUCAAGGUGGUAAGCGCUGUGUUGAGAGGUUAUGUCAUUCACAGAACUGAGUGACAUUCCCUUACUGCUGCCACUGCAUGCCAAAUCCUGGGUACAGGGCAUGCACAGUGAGUUUAGUGACAAAAAAAUGCAAAACACUUGCCACCCCAGUGGUUGCUUUAAUGAUGGCCUCUGUUGGUCAUCUGUCUCUGAUGUAUGGAGAGCGAAAUGGGACAAUUGAGUGAGAGAGGGUGUGAUGGUUGGCAGGAAGCUGGGGCAACCCCCCACAAAAAGUAUCCUGUGUAGCAGUAGAUUACACACACAAAACAGUGAAUUUGUUGCAACUUAAAAGAAAUAGAAAUAAUGAGGAAAGAUGCAACUUAACAGAAAUAGAAAUUACGAUGAAAGUCAUCUUUUCAUAUUCUCUAAAAAAUAGUUUGUGUCUGAUUGGUAAGGUUUAUACAGGGUAAUUGCACUGGCACAUGUUGGCACCAAGAACCUUUCUCUUUGGGUACAUAUUUUUGGAACAAGCUGUCAAAGAAGAGACAUAACUACAGGUCACUGUAUUACAGAUAGAGCUAUCCUUGUUGAUGUACACAUGUCUAGGAAUCUGCUAACCAGAUGGAAGGAAAUGCAUACUUGCCUGUUGUCUAGUUUCUCAUAUUACUGUGUUUGUCCAUUGUUCAGUGUAGCCACAAAAAGCAGAGCAGUGCCAUGUUAACUUGUCCACUACAAGUGGCAUUUUAACAUAUUAUAAAUGUUGAUUCCACAGUCUUAACUGACACUGCCUGCUCAAACAUUGUGUACAUGCAUCUGAUUAUUGUAAAAGCUAAUUUUUAAAUAAAAAAACCCACCAAAGGUAAUCCAAUAUUUACUGCAUAGACGGACAUUAACCGUUAACAAUCUGCUGCACAGAAACAGAAAAUGUGUGGGAGAAUACUGCAUGUUAACAGAUGAGGAAUGUUUAUCACAAAUGGAUGUUUUGUUUACUUAAAAUUAUUGUAAAAAUUAUAUUUAAUUUUUUUUUUGACUGCAUUUAUAAAUGCCCUGUAUAGAACUGUUGGAGCAGUGUUUGAACUGGCCUUAAUCUAUAACGAGUUCAUUUAAAGAUUUUAAAUUCC
Protopterus annectens (West African lungfish) is the source of this 2947-nucleotide messenger RNA. RefSeq names its product vesicle-trafficking protein SEC22b-like. Bases 154 to 813 code for a protein of 219 amino acids. The record is from RefSeq and is a predicted model, not a curated record. NCBI's taxonomy places the organism in Eukaryota, Metazoa, Chordata, Ceratodontiformes, Protopteridae. Gene Ontology annotation, cellular component: ER to Golgi transport vesicle membrane; endoplasmic reticulum-Golgi intermediate compartment; endoplasmic reticulum membrane. Gene Ontology annotation, biological process: vesicle fusion with Golgi apparatus; retrograde vesicle-mediated transport, Golgi to endoplasmic reticulum; endoplasmic reticulum to Golgi vesicle-mediated transport. The transcript has 7 exons. Gene Ontology annotation, molecular function: SNAP receptor activity.